AUGUUCACAUCAUCAAGAAGGGCGCAUCCCUGGAAACGAAUCACAAGAACAACACAAUGCUGCUUAUACUCAACUACUUCUAACCGCCCCGACGCAGCAUCAAUAGCAUCCUCAUUCCUCUCCAAAUUCCAAACCCGCAGUCCCCAAACCCGCACCCAAUUACUGGAUGCAAAUCAACUGCAUCUCCUCACAUUAACCCUCAAUCGUCCAACCUUGUACCCUUCUCCUACUCCUCCCACGACUACUACUACUUAUACUACUACUUCCGUUACUGAAUUACCAAAUGGAACUCCCCUGCCCCCAGGCUAUCAUCUAGUCUACUUCACCCCUUCCUUCCUCGAAGCCGAGUUGGGCGCCGAUGGGACUGAUACCUCCUACAACCCUUCCUUCCCUUUCACGCGACGCAUGUGGGCUGGCGGGGAGACCGUUAGGGAGACGACAAAGGUGCUCAGUGCGGAGCCGAAGAUUGUACGCAAAACGGGAGAGGAGAUGAUUGUUGUGGGUGUGGAGAAGAGGUUUGAGAAUGAGAGGGGGGUUGCUGUUGUUGAUCGGAGGAAUUGGUUGUUCAGAGAAGCACUUCCAUAUGCAACAACGGGCGAUAAAAAGGAUCAUAUCCCCUCACCAAUUGCGCAGUCAAAUCCUAAUUCAGCGUCUCUAAAGCCCCAACAACUCAUCAAAGAAGGAAGAAAUAUAUACAGACGCCCCUUCCGCCAAACACCGGUCUCCCUCUUCCGCUUCUCAGCCCUAACCUUCAACCCCCACAAAAUCCACUAUUCACUCCCUUGGGCUCGUGAUGUAGAGGGCCAUCGCAAUAUCGUCGUUCACGGCCCACUGAAUCUGGUGAACAUGUUGGAUUUGUGGCGGGAUGUUCAAUACGCCAAGAACGAGCAGCUAGAGGCGGCGGAUGAGAAGGAGUUGAUUGUGCCGGAGAGGAUAGAGUAUAGAGCCACGAAUCCGCUUUAUGCGGAUGAGGAUUAUGGGAUUGUGCUAGAGGAGGAUGCAGAAAAUGGGAUGAGUAGGGUGAAUGUUUUUAAUCAUAAUGGGGUAGUUUCGAUGAAGGCGGAUAUUAAGGCAUAG
Messenger RNA from Talaromyces marneffei, 1077 nucleotides. RefSeq lists its product as uncharacterized. Lineage: Eukaryota; Fungi; Ascomycota; Eurotiomycetes; Eurotiales; Trichocomaceae. The transcript has 3 exons. Gene Ontology annotation, molecular function: (3R)-hydroxyacyl-[acyl-carrier-protein] dehydratase activity. Gene Ontology annotation, cellular component: mitochondrion. The record is from RefSeq and is a predicted model, not a curated record. The coding region runs from base 1 to 1077 and encodes 358 amino acids.